GAUCUACGAGUAGAUCUACGAGAUAAAAUUAAAAGUGGGGGUCCGAUACCAGAUACGGCGAUAAGGAAGCAGUCAUUUUGUUACUGACUGAGUCUGUAUCUUGCUGCCACAGUCAAUGCCAAUGCUUGGCUCAGAGAUUGCUAACGAACACAAUGUUGGUCAACAUCGUGACGAAGGCCACCUGAUAACUUAGAAGUAAGUGAUCGAACUGAACUGAAGCGUUGAGUAGAUCUACCCACCAGUCCUUGACCCAGGACCAGAAGCCGCAAAGGUUGGUCUUGAGAUCAGCUUGAGCUCGGCCAAGGUCGAGUCGUGCAGCUGCUCCUCCAUCUCAGGAGAAGGGACGGAAAGACGCUUUGUUUGGAGGCUUUCAACAACUACUGAAGACUGAAGUCGAAUUGGCUGAGUUGAGCGCCAAGGAGUAGACCCUCCUUGUCCAUACUGCUCCAAGGUCUGUCACCACUACUGGGUACAAACAACAGGUCUUCAACAGCGUGUCAUUCUCACACACACACUUUAGAGGCCGAUCUCUCUUCUCAAAAUCGGCCAUGAGCUCAGGCAUCGGCAGUGAUGGUGCAGUCAAGCCAGCUGGUCUUGAUCAAGAUGAUGGAACUGCAUCGCUACCACCACCUGGCCCUGUGUCUCUUCUCGGUGACUUGUACUGCUCUGGACCUGUGCACAGCCACCAGCUCUAUGGAGACGGUCUCCCUCAUACAACCACCACCUGCAGCAGCAGCAGCAGCAGGGGUGUUGGUGGUUAUCAGGGUGCUAAUCAUACGGCACUGAGCUCGUCGCAUGAUGACAUUGGCUACAGAACAUUCCAGCUCAGCCAACAGCAGCAUAAUAUGUUGCCUGGUGCUGCUCCUGCUGCCGGGAUGCAUCUCCCUGGAGAUCAAUACGGAGUAUCUCCUUGUCCUGGUAAUGUCCCCGUACAGGCUUAUAGGUCUGGCAGAGAAGGUGCUAUGCAGGCUGCAGAUGCAGCUCAGCAACUCUACAUGCAGCGACCCGAUCCUCUGCACGGGCCUUUAGUUGCGGAGCGGGACUUUGUCAGUGGCAGACCACCAGCGCUUACAUCACAGAUAACACCGACCGACAUCGAAGAGAGGCACAGGCACCUUGAUGACAAGGAAGAAUCCAUCAAGCAGCAGCACCAGAUGUUGAAGAAGGAUCGGUCUGAUCUGGAUUCCCUUCGACGAGCGUUGCAUGAACAGGAGCUUGCUCUGAAAGAGCGAGAGGCCAGUGUCAAUCAACUCAGCGAAGGACUUACAAAGAGGGAUGUCGCGUUUAAGGUUCGGCAAGAAGAGUUUGCAGCUCAAGAGAAGGAGUACCAGGAGCUGGUUGACACCGACUUUCGUCUAAAGAAGGAAAUUGCCAUGGCUGAACAGCACAGGGAUGAUUUGAACGAAGAGGCUGAGUCUUUGGGAACGAGAAGAUGUGACCUGCGUGAAGAAAUCACCUCCCAAGGAUGGGUUCUUCUCGAGUUGGAAGAGAAGAAACAAAAACUGUGCAUACAAGUUGAUGAGGCGCUCACUGGAUCGGUUCCUGCCCGGCCCACCACAGCACAGCCAGCACAGCCAGCACAUGGACCCAACUCGACAACACCUCCUGCUACUCAGCGCUCGCCCUUCCAUGGUGCGUCAGUGGCAGGAGCAAUGAGCCACUCUCCACACAGCUCUCCAGCUUCUAAGCCCAAGCCGCCGUCUGGAGCUCACAUGAUGUCAGAGUUCGCUGCGCUGCAGCUGCAACAUGAAGUCUGGCAGCAGGAUGGUGAUCUCCAACAGGGAGCAAUGGCUGCUGAAAUGCUGGCACAAAAGGAGACAGAGGACAGAGAAAGGCAGAGGCAAGAGAACAGACUCCAGGAGAUGAGUGACUUUCAAGUGGCUCAGCGGCUGGCAAGAGAGGAGCAGCAACAGCAACAUGAGGAACAGCACCAGGCGCAGCAACGGAGACGGCAACAGGAGGAAGAGCACCAGGCGCAGCAACGGAGACAGGAGCAGAUGGCCGUUCGCGAGUCUCAGACGGAAGCACUCUCUGACGUUUCCCUGCCUUCUGAAGCGGAAGGCAUCAAUGCGAUUCGGUCACGGCUGUCACACAUCUCGUCGUCCUAGCUCUGCAUGUGUGUAUUUCACACAUCCUUGUGUGGAGUACGUAUGCCUAGCUAAGCACGAGACCGUGGCAAAGCUGCGUAUGUGCCGGCCUUUACGCACAUUAAGACACUGCUCAUGCUUGCGGGUACAUGUAUGUGGGUUUGUGCUCUUGCCCAGCUGCUGAAUGAUCCUGAGCAUCUCUA
Molecule: messenger RNA, 2290 nt
Organism: Sycon ciliatum
Lineage: Eukaryota; Metazoa; Porifera; Calcarea; Leucosolenida; Sycettidae
Exons: 8
Coding region: 549-2108 (519 amino acids)
Source: RefSeq, a predicted model, not a curated record